GUGCCAGCGUGAGAGGAUAGCUCGUGUGUGUCUCACGGCCGCACGCGUGAGACGUGACGGGCGGCUUUGCUCUCAGCACGUGCUCUGGGACGCGUCCUUUUGCAUCAGGCGUGACCCGGAAGCGCGACCACGUGGGGGCAGCGUGCGUCUGGACACGGACCACGUGGGUGGUGGUGGUGCUGCUGCCGCUGCUGCUCCACAACCUCAACGUGGCCAACAGAUUCUUCAGCCAGUGUCCGCAGCUGGCUCGGUGGAGGGGCAUCGGGGAGAGACAGAACCAGUCAUGCCACAGACUAAGUUGGUGUUCCUCCUGGCCAUGUGGGCAUCGAAUGCCACGGCCAGCGAGCUGCUAAACAUUUGCAUGGACGCCAAGCACCACAAGACUAAGCCGGGGCCCGAGGGCUUACUUUACGGACAGUGUGCACCAUGGAAGGACAAUGCAUGUUGCAACGCCAACACUACAGAACAAGCUCAUGAGGAUCAAUCGUACCUGUACAACUUCAACUGGAAUCACUGCUGGUCUCUGGGCCAGCCUAAAUUGUCGGAUGCAUGCAAGAAGCACUUUGUGCAGGACACCUGUUUGUACGAGUGCUCGCCAAAUCUGGGACCCUGGAUCAAGAAGACUGACAGCAGCUGGAGAAAGGAGAGAAUCAUAAAUGUUCCACUCUGCAAAAGUGACUGCCAUAGUUGGUGGAAUGACUGUCGAAAUGAUUACACCUGCAAAGAAAACUGGCACAGAGGUUGGGAAUGGAUAAAUGGUACCAACCUUUGCCCACCUGACUCCCAGUGCAAGCUGUUCCGUGUGAUCUUCCCCACACCGAAGGACCUGUGCGAGCGCAUCUGGAGCAGCUCGUAUAAGUACACGGAGGACGAUCGUGGGAGUGGCCGCUGUAUCCAGAUGUGGUUCACAGACAAAAACCCCAACGUCGAGGUGGCUCGUCAUUACGCCAGCCAAAUGGGAAACGCCGGCCGUGGCCGCGCAAACAUCGCCGUGACGCUCUCACUCACUCUCGUUGCCACCCUGGUGCACCGAGUCGCCCCGCUGUGAUUUCAAGGGUGUGCGAAUUAAAAAUGUAACUUUUCGAUUUGAAGCUUUCGUGACUGCAGGGAUUCUUCUUCUUGGUUCUUUCGGUAAAGUCGCGUAGAAGGGAAAUAAUAAAAUAAUAAAAAUAAAACAUAAUAAAUAAAAUAAUUCUCACGACGUUUUGGCCACAACGCAAGCAGCCAUCUUCAGGUGAAGAACAGGUCUGAACAGGUCUGAACAGGUCUGUCGGAAAGACAGCGUCUUCCCGACAGACCUGUUCUUCACCUGAGGACGGAUACUUGCGUUGUGGCCGAAACGUCGUGAGAAUUAUUUUAUUAUGUUUUAUUUAUUUUAUUUUAUUAUUUCCCUUCUACGUGACUUUACCGAAAGAACCAAGAAGACAAAAACUUCACAUUUAAACAAAUUCGGGUUUGGUAAAAGAUUAGAAAGAUUGCAACCUCCCCAGGUUGUGCUUUUUCGGGUUGUUGCUGCGCUUUCUACGGCGUGGUGUCUGAUGUUUCGCUGCACGUGCUGGGUGGUGGGAGCUUUGUCAGGAGCUGAAUAGUGCAGGAACUGAAAUCAAUUCGAUGUCCUAACAAAGACUAUGCGGAACAACCCACAAACUGGAGAGCUACAAUGCGGUAUUCCCUCGUUAUCCGCGAGGGAUACGUUCCGGAGAUGCUCGUGGUUAGCAAAUUUUGCGGAUAAUGAUACCUUAAAUAAAUAGAUGAAAAUAAUCUCAUCACUUUAUCACUUUAUCUCAUCACUUUCUCUCUCUUGGUGUAGUCGUGUAGAGUUCCGGAUAAGGUUCACGGAUAGCCCAAAUCACGGAUAGUAUGUUCGUGAAUAACGGGGGGGCAAACUGUACAGCAUACCUGCAAAAACGUAUACAGUCGCAAGAGAAAGAUCAAUUUAAAUGAUGUGCUGGUUGUGCUCGGUGCAUUAUUGAAUGAAAUCAAUGGGUGUUAAUCAUACAUUCGAUCCUCCGAUUAGCACGGGGUUGACUACGUACGGUGCGAAAGAAGUUCAGCAUACAGUCUGUUCUAUGACGCGGUAGUUCCGUUCCUGCAGAACACCGCAUUAUAUUAUAUUGUAAAGCACACUACGCGAAAACAUGUGAAGUAUGCAGACUGAACAAAGACUGAGGCACGUGGGUAGCAUGAGAAGAUGCCGAGGCGACGUAGUCCUGAUUGCGUUAUAUCAAAUUCGCGUUAUAUCAAAUUCGCGUUAUGUGAACACACGGCAUUAUAGAAGAGACUCUACAUAGAUACUUUGUGUUUGGCUACAGUUUGUAAUUUGCUGAAGCGUGAUUUGAUUUUCAGUAUUAUAAAAAUAGAGGUUGAGCAUGUAGAUUCAUAAUAUCAUGACACAUUAAUGUCUCGGAUGGCGUAACCUAACGUUUUAUUUUAUGGUUUUGGUGAAGUUAAAAUAGCAGGCAGAUUCAUUCACUCGCCUAAAAGAUUACUGCAAUAGUACCGCCGUUUGGCACUGAUGUAAUUGGAUUUACACGAAUAUAUGUACAGUGAAUAGUGUUUUAUGAAAGUGCCUGUAGGUAUAAAUCUACAAAACAACGUAAUUCUUUAGUUUGUAUUAAACAAGAUGAAUUUGUUGAACAAAUGUAGCAUUCUUCGAUGAAGCAAUGAAACUGGAAUACUUUGUAAAAGUGUAUUGUGUCAAGGUUUGUAAAGGGGUACAGUGAGCCAACAAGCGGUAUAUCGCGUGGAGACACUAAAAUCGUCGGUGGAAUCAUUUGUACGAAUGUCGUUGUGUCGCAUUCGCUACUUUUCUGCCGUCAUCCACCGCACUGAUGGUCAUGAUUGGUCGUUUUUCCUCGGGUUUCGUCGAUUGUUUUCUGAAAAAGUAACCAGUGGUUUGUUUAAUCCACAAAUGAGUAUGCGUUGUAAAAUUCCGCAUGUAUUGCGAUAUUUUUUAUUAUAAUAUGUAAUCGCACAUACGUUCAAUUGUUCAUCCAUACUGUAGGUAAACGUGUUCACGUGACGACCCUUGCAGUCAUUAGAGGCCACUACCGUUCACCAUCAUGGCAACACAUUUGAAUUGACACCAAAUUGUUGCAAUUCAUCGAAUAAUGCAAUGGGGUGGGGGGGGAGGACGCGGAAUGGUUAGAUACCAAGUAUUUAUCGUCGGGUUACAAUACUUUAUAAUAAUUCACAGCCUCGCAACUGAACAAAAACUGUAUUUCUUGAGGUCCUUGCUUGUUAUACAUUACCCGUGCCAAUGCUGAAAUUAGUGACAGCGUCUCUUUUCUUCAAUGCAAUAAAAUUAUCAAAGGUGAA
Molecule: messenger RNA, 3318 nt
Organism: Lethenteron reissneri (Far Eastern brook lamprey)
Lineage: Eukaryota; Metazoa; Chordata; Hyperoartia; Petromyzontiformes; Petromyzontidae
Product: folate receptor gamma-like
Cellular component (GO): external side of plasma membrane
Molecular function (GO): signaling receptor activity
Source: RefSeq, a predicted model, not a curated record